Molecule: messenger RNA, 903 nt
Organism: Peronospora farinosa
Lineage: Eukaryota; Oomycota; Peronosporomycetes; Peronosporales; Peronosporaceae
Source: the annotation of a GenBank genome assembly
AUGGUGCUAAAGCUGCGACAGGACGUACUCCAGCGUGUAACAGCAGAACGCAAUGUCCGUUCAAUUCUUUUCCACUUUACAACUAUAACGACAUUUGUACAAGAGCCAGAUGUGAAAAUUGCAGUUCAAGCGCUCAAGACACAUGGAUACCGGCUGGGGUUCAUUGGAGAUACAAGUACGAGUGAUCCGAGGGUACUGAGUGCAUUUCACUUCAUCCACGUUGACAAGCAGAAUACCGGUAGUGCAUCGGUAUACAUGGCUGCUUCGAAGAAGUUAGAGGUUCCGCUGCAUAGGACGCUGCUUGUGACGGAAUCGACGCUGCUGGAAGACGUGGCCAAUGACGUAAUCUUAGUAACGUUGCCAUUACAAUCAACGGACACUAAGUCGCAUCCAUUUUUGGUGCAAUUUGUAAAAGACUUGCUCAACUUUGAUCAGUGUCUUGACCCUACUGGACGAUGCUUUGGCCCAUUCCGUGUGCCGUUUACUCAGAUUUUCUACGAGUCCGAGCUGUCAUUUGCACUGGUGAAUCUCAAGCCAAUUGUACCAGGACAUGUUUUGGUAGUGCCAAAACGGCCAGUACCUCGCUUUGAAAUGCUAGAUGUGGACGAAGUAAGCGAUUUGUGGAAUACUGCCCAGCUGGUCGGCAAGCAAGUGGAGCGUCACUACGGUGCAUCUUCUCUUACAUUUGCGAUACAGGACGGUAAGGAAGCAGGUCAAACAAUAUUGCACGUGCAUAUUCACAUCAUCCCGCGGAUUGCUCAAGAUUUCAAGUGCAAUGACGACAUUUACACAGAAAUCGAAAAGCACGAACAGACUCUGUACGUAGACAACGAGACGCGAACAGCACGCUCUGAAUCGGAUAUGGCAGCUGAGGCCGCACUUCUCCGUCCAUACUUUUCCUAA